Messenger RNA from Somion occarium, 2295 nucleotides. Lineage: Eukaryota; Fungi; Basidiomycota; Agaricomycetes; Polyporales; Cerrenaceae. The record is from the annotation of a GenBank genome assembly.
AACGUUCAAUCGCCCAGUACUCUACGAUACAAGCUAUCGCCUAUAUCCCCUUUUCCUUAUGCUCCUGAUCAUGAAGUGAGGCUUUUUCCAUCUUGAUCACGAAGAGUUGAAAAGCGCUGUCAGCGCCUAACUUCUAGCCUUACGGUUUUCUUCCACCUGCCGCCGCUUGUCCAACUACUAUGUGCACCCGACUCUAGCUCUCUCGCGCCCAUAUUUUUACCGCUCAAUCGGUACUCCACAAGUAUAUCUGCCUUGUAACUUUUCGCCAUAUGCUAGUCUUGCCAUGUGGUCAUUUCGAGAGCAUUGUUGCGGCAACCGCUGUGGCACUUCCAUCAAUUGCGCUAUCAUGAUAACGUCUGCCGUGAUUGCUGGUUCGUUCACGGCACUCGAAGCUCCUAAUGUGGAGUUAGAAGCGUCUUGGCUAGAGGCCCGGACAUAGCUGACAUGGAUUCUUCGCGCCUUCAACCUUGGCCUCCACCGUCAAGUUGCUAAAUCGAUUGACCAGCUCAUUGAAUCCUCUCAUUGCAGAAAAUAUGAGCAAUGCCUCUCAUGACGAGAAAGUUAAAAGCGCGAAUAACGAAGACUUUGAGAAGGGCGCCUUCGAUGUGGACACUCAAGACAUCUUCGACGAGGACUCGGGCGUGGAUCCUGUGUAUCAUGCCAAAGCCAAAAUCCUGAACGACGCAUUUCAGGAAAUUGGAAUGGGCAAAUAUCAGUGGUAUCUAUUUGUAGUCACUGGAUUCGGCUGGUUCUCCGAUAACCUAUGGCCUGUCGUCACGAGCCUUAUCCUAUCUCCGGUGGUUAACGAGUUCGGUUUUGAAGGACCCUGGCUUAAACUUGGACAAAACAUCGGUCUUCUCGUUGGUGCAGCAUUCUGGGGUGUCGCUUGUGACGUAUGGGGCCGUCAGUGGGCGUUCAACAUCACGCUCUUCAUCACGGGCGUCUUCGCAACGGCGGCAGGAGCUUCUCCUGGUUUUGUCGCACUCUGCUCCUUGGCUGCUGUUUGGAGUAUCGGUGUUGGGGGCAAUCUGCCUGUCGAUUCUGCCGUAUUCCUUGAGUUUAUUCCUGCUUCCCAUCAGUAUUUGCUCACCGUACUCUCCAUCUGGUGGGCCUUUGGUCAGCUAAUUAGUAGCUUAAUCGCAUGGCCUCUUAUCGCCAAUUUUUCCUGCGUGGGCACAACUCCGGACACAUGUCCUCGCUCCGAAAAUCAAGGAUGGCGCUACUUCAUGUAUACCAUGGGCGGUCUCAUGCUCCUGCUCUGGGUCCUGCGUUUCUUCGUCUUCCAUCUCUAUGAGUCACCCAAAUACCUGAUGGGUCGGGGCCGAGAUGAAGAAGCGGUCGAAGUCGUACACAAGGUUGCUGCUUAUAACGGCAAGGUGAGCAAAUUGACUAUCGAGAUGUUGAGAGGAGCAGGUCAGGUUGCCGGGGUGGAGGGUGAACAGGCGGAAAUGGAUACCAGUGCAAAAGCUGCUGCGCUUAGGAAACUGAGAAAGUUUAACGCCGGACAUGUCAAGUCAUUGUUUGCGAGAAAAAAGCUUGCAUAUUCCACUUCCCUUCUCAUCAUCUUAUGGGCUUUUAUUGGACUUGCGUUCCCGCUGUACAAUGGUUUCGUGACCUUUUUCCUUCAAACCCGUGGUGCAGACUUCGGAGAUGGUUCAUUGAAUCUCACUUACCGAAAUCAAGUCAUCUUGAGCGUCAUUGGAGUACCAGGUGCACUUCUAGCGGGGUGGCUCGUCGAGCUUCCAUACCUUGGACGUAAAGGCACGCUAGCCAUCUCAACCCUCCUUACUGGCGCGUUUUUGUUUGCCGGAACAACGGCACGUACAUCUGACGCCUUGUUAGGAUGGAACUGUGGAUAUACGUUCACCAGCAAUGUCAUGUAUGGUGUUCUCUAUGCUGUAUCGCCUGAGCUGUUCCCCACCAAGGAUCGUGGCACAGGUAAUGCCAUUGUGUCCACUGCCAACCGUAUUUUUGGAAUCAUGGCUCCCAUUAUCGCCCUCUAUGCCGACCUUUCGACUUCGGUGCCUAUCUAUGUCUCGGGUGCUCUGUUCAUUGUAUCGGGAUUCAUCGCACUGCUCUUACCCUUCGAGCCUCGAGGAAGAGCAUCAAUCUAGUCGAUGAUGAUAUACUGUUGUAUGGCCUCUGUUUCUUCAUCCAUAAUUUGAGCAUGUCUUUGCAGAUCCAAAGAUCAAGCCGCUCCGACUCGCCUUAGCUUGAAUUUGGUUAUAUUGACCACAUGUAACAACAACAAGUGCAUAGCUAAAACAUGAUGGUAAUAUGACGUUCAUCCACAUC